Molecule: messenger RNA, 327 nt
Organism: Pediculus humanus corporis (human body louse)
Lineage: Eukaryota; Metazoa; Arthropoda; Insecta; Psocodea; Pediculidae
Exons: 1
Coding region: 1-327 (108 amino acids)
Source: RefSeq, a predicted model, not a curated record
AUGUACAGUAACGUUGGAGCCGUAACUCAAUCCGGAUUUUCACGUUCGAAAACUAAAGAACGAAACGGAGGAGGAGGAAGUGGAGGAGGCGGUGGAGAAAGAGAAAAUUCAAAAAAUGGAGAUUUAACGGAAAAUCAUGGAGAACACACCAUAAGCUCGAGAUUUUUGAAAUUCAUACGGCGUAAAAUAAAUCCAGCUGUUGGUAAGUCGUUAUAUUAUUUCCGUCUUUCUUUACUUCUUUUUUUUUCUUCUACUCAAUUUUUCUUUAAUGAUAAUAAUGAUAAUAAUAAUACCCGAAGUCGUAAUUCUACUGCGUUAAAUAAUUGA